UUUUCUUUUUUUUUUAAACAGAGGUUCAGGAAGUGUGAAACCGCUACGUUUGCAAAAACGCUGAAGGAGUUAGAGUUAGUGGAUGGACAGAACAUAAAAUACACCCGGUUAACCUUUGAGCUGUUUUCCUUUGUCCUCACAAGAAGAAGUCACAAGACAAAGUCUCGUAUAAUUUCACGGAUGACAGUCCAAACGAGACUUCACGUUCAGGACAAAGUAAGGAGGAAGACCCACACAUCAUGUCCUCUGUGCAUUUCAAUCCAGGGUCGGAUGCAGGUAUAAACGGAAACAUUGCAAAGAUGGAGGAUGCUAAGGUGGAGAUUGAUGAUGGGAAGGACGAGAGUGUGCUUCCAGACACAAUGUAUCACAAUAUGCGGCAGAAGAUAUCCCCCCUUGUUAUGUCCUUUGGAUUUCGUGUAUUCGGGGUGAUACUGAUAAUAGUGGACUUUGUGCUGGUGAUUGUGGAUCUUUCCCUGCCAGCCAAAAGCAGAGAUGUUGGCAAUGCAAUAGAGGCUGUGUCACUCACCAUCUCUUUCUUUUUCCUUGCCGACGUCCUCCUGAGGAUCUAUGUGCAAGGGUUUAAAGUGUACUUCAGCUCCAAGAUGAACAUUGUGGACGCCUGUGUUGUGGUCAUCACGCUGGUGGUCACUAUGAUCUACACCUUCUCAGACCUGUCAGGAGCCAGUCUCAUUCCCAGGGUGGUGACAUUCCUGCGUUUCCUGAGAAUAAUCAUCCUGGUGAGGGUUUUCAGACUGGCAGCUCAGAGGAAAGAGCUGGAGAAGGUCACCAGGAGGAUGGUUUCUGAGAACAAGCGGCGUUAUCAGAAGGAUGGAUUUGACCUUGACCUCACCUAUGUCACAGACCGCGUCAUCGCCAUGUCUUUCCCCUCCUCUGGGAAGCAGUCUUUCUACAGAAAUCCAAUAAAGGAGGUGGCGAGGUUCCUAGACACUAAACAUGACGGCCACUAUAAAGUUUACAACUUGUGCAGCGAGAAAGGCUACGACCCCCAGUUCUUCCACUACAGGGUUGAGCGAGUGUUCAUUGACGACCACAACGUCCCCUCCUUGGAGGACAUGCUGAAAUACACAGCAAGUGUGAGGGAGUGGAUGUCCGCUGAUCCCAAAAACAUCAUUGCCAUUCACUGUAAAGGAGGGAAAGGACGCACAGGUACCAUGGUGUGCACCUGGUUUAUCGACAGUGACCAGUUUGAGAGUGCACAGGACAGUCUGGAGUAUUUUGGUGAGAGGAGGACGGACAAGAGUCAGAGCUCUAAGUUUCAGGGAGUGGAAACUCCUUCUCAGAGCCGGUACGUGGGCUACUACGAGAUCAUGAAGACCAACUUCAACAGACAGCUGCCUCCACCUAAAAGCCUCAGGAUCAAGAGCAUCCGCAUCCACUCCAUAGCAGGUGUGGGUAAAGGUGAUGGCAGUGAUCUCAAGGUCAAGAUAAUUGUGAAGAAAGAGCUGGUAUUUCAAUGUGUGUGUGCCAAACAGGAGAACUGCUCACUAUUUCCUGAUGUGGGGAACAAUGCAGCAGUCAUCAGCCUGCAGAAUGGGCCUGUGGUUGAAGGCGAUGUAAAGGUCAUGUUUGAGUCAAGUGCUGGUCUACCAAAAGGAUAUGAAGAUGUCCCAUUUUACUUCUGGUUCAAUACCUCCUUCAUAGAAGAGGACAAGUUGCAUUUACCAAGAGAAGAGCUCGACAACCCACACAAACCAAAGACCUGGAACCUGUACAAAGAGGACUUUGGUGUCACUAUGUUCUUCUCAGAACCAUAAAUAAAAGUCCUUAUACAAGGAUGUAGAUGAUAAAAUGGGUUGUUACAGUUGAACCUUGAAUGAUCGGUGGCUUGAACACUAACUCAAUAAAUGAUUAAUUGAUGCUCAAAUGUUAUAUAUAUAUAUAUGUCAUUGAGGUACAGCAAUGAGUCAAAUCAUGUAGACUGUGGCUUUGUUCUGAACAGCUAUUAAACUUAACUGAAAUAUACAAU
Molecule: messenger RNA, 1987 nt
Organism: Labrus mixtus (cuckoo wrasse)
Lineage: Eukaryota; Metazoa; Chordata; Actinopteri; Labriformes; Labridae
Gene: tpte
Product: transmembrane phosphatase with tensin homology
Exons: 19
Coding region: 240-1775 (511 amino acids)
Biological process (GO): transmembrane transport; dephosphorylation; monoatomic ion transport
Cellular component (GO): cytosol; membrane
Molecular function (GO): phosphatidylinositol-3,4,5-trisphosphate 3-phosphatase activity; monoatomic ion channel activity
Source: RefSeq, a predicted model, not a curated record